AUGAAGCAAUUGCAAAGGCAAUCAGGAACAAAAAGAGAUGAAGAGAUUCCCAUAUCCCAAACCUCACUUUACUCUCCCAAAGCCUUGAAACACCCCAAACCCCUCUCCAGAUCCAUCAGUUAUCUCCUCAAAGAGCAGCGCCUUCUUUUUAUUCUUGUGGGUAUUCUCAUUGGCUCCACUUUCUUCAUUCUCCAGCCUUCCCUCUCCCACCUUUCAUCAGGAACUCACAAUCACCUGAUUGCCAGAUCGAAUGCAUUUUCUGGGAAUCGUGAAUCAAUUACUUACUAUGAUCACAAUGGGGUGAUUGAAAAUAACAAUGUCGAGAAUAAGAAUAAUUAUAAGUAUAAUAAUGCGGUGGGGAGAGUGUCGGUGGGGAUAGGAAGGAAGAGGAAGAGGAUUGUGGUGACUGGUGGGGCCGGAUUCGUUGGCAGUCAUUUGGUGGAUAAGUUGAUUGCAAGAGGUGAUGAUGUGAUUGUGAUUGAUAAUUUUUUCACUGGAAGGAAAGAGAAUGUGGUGCAUUUGUUAGGGAAUCCGAGGUUCGAGCUGAUCAGGCACGACGUUGUAGAGCCAAUUUUAUUGGAGGUCGAUCAAAUCUACCACUUGGCUUGCCCAGCUUCUCCGGUUCAUUACAAGUAUAACCCUAUUAUGGAUACUGGCGUUAAUGGUUAUUCGAUAAAGAGAUACUUUAUUAGAUCAAGUUAUUUUUCUUUGGAAUUUGAAUUGAGAUCCUUGACAUGUGAUUACAAGACAAAUGUGAUGGGUACCCUUAAUUUGCUGGGCCUUGCAAAAAGAAUUGGUGCUAGGUUCCUUCUUACUAGUACGAGUGAGGUUUAUGGUGAUCCUCUUCAGCAUCCACAGAAAGAGACGUAUUGGGGACAUGUGAAUCCAAUAGGUGUACGGAGUUGCUACGAUGAAGGGAAACGAACGGCUGAAACAUUAACUAUGGAUUAUCAUCGUGGUGCCGGUAUUGAGGUGCGCAUUGCACGUAUAUUUAACACGUAUGGACCUCGCAUGUGUCUAGAUGAUGGCCGUGUUGUCAGCAACUUUGUUUCACAGGUUAUACGUAAGCAACCUAUGACGGUUUAUGGUGAUGGAAAGCAAACAAGGAGCUUCCAAUAUGUUUCUGACUUGGUUGAUGGACUAGUGGCAUUGAUGGAAAACGAGCACGUGGGACCAUUCAACUUGGGUAACCCGGGAGAAUUCACGAUGUUAGAGCUUGCAGAGGUUGUGAAAGAAACUAUUGAUCCCAGUGCAAAGAUUGAUUUCAAACCUAACACUGCUGAUGAUCCUCAUAAGAGGAAGCCAGAUAUCAGUAAAGCAAAGGAGCUUCUGAACUGGGAGCCGAAGAUUUCCUUGCACGAGGGGUUGCCUCUCAUGGUCACUGAUUUUCGAAAUCGCAUCUUGAACGAAGAUGAAGGGAAGGGAAACAAAUAA
Messenger RNA from Fraxinus pennsylvanica, 1434 nucleotides. The record is from the annotation of a GenBank genome assembly. Lineage: Eukaryota; Viridiplantae; Streptophyta; Magnoliopsida; Lamiales; Oleaceae.